GCGGGCGCGCGGGGCAGCAAUGGCGGCGCCCUCGGCCCCGCCGGCCGCCGCCGCCCUCACGGUGCUGCUCUCGGUCGGUGCCUCCGCGCCCGGGAUGUUGAGGGGUGUCCCCGCCGCCCGCUCCGCCGCCUCGCUGCGCCCCGCUGCCCUGCGCGACGGGGAAGUUCACAGGUUGAUCACCUACAUCUUCAUCUACGAGGACCUGAUCUCCCUGACCUGUGGUGCCGUUAUCAUCUGGUACUUYGCUGGCAGCUUUGAGAAGAACGUGGGCACAGUGAAGCACUGCAUCCUCACCGCCACUUUCUCCGUGCUCUCCGCCCUCCUGUACCUCUUCCUCGAGCCCCUCGUCUCCAGGCUGCUGGAAGUGGGAGAUGCCCAAGGGUUCAUGCCAGUGGCUUUUGCCACGCUGGGGGUUUCCACCACCCGCUCACGCAUGAAGAGGACUAUGGUUUUGGGGUACAGAGUUCCCGUGGUGCUGGUGCCAUGGUUUGGGCUCUGCAUAGCCUGGUUUAUCCCCCACUCUUCUCUCUUGGGUAACCUGUGUGGGCUCCUGGUUGGGGAAGCCUAUGGUUUUGGCUACUGUUUCUGCUUGGAUUUUCCCGAGUCGGUGGGCUCUAAGCUGGACCGRGUGUUCCCUUUCACUCUUCUAAGGAGAAUACCAGGGCUGAAAUACAUCCCAGGGUCCUUAGCAGAGAGGAGAGCUUCUGAAAACUGCAAGAUUAACCCUGUGCCUGGCACUUACCCCACCCAGAGCUACCACUGCCCUUCGCCCCUGGCUGUUCCAGCCUCCCACCACCCCGGUGCUCAGAGCCAGAGCUUUCAUCACAGUUACACUCCAGGAUAUGGCCACKCUCUGGGACACCAGGGAUCUCAGCAGGGCCGUGCUCCAGGACACAGCCUCAGUUCUUCCCACUGCCAAGCCAGAGGUGCCUUUGGAGAGUGUCCUGGGCAGGUCCAUGCUGGAGCCUUGCCAGGACAGUGCUGCCAGCUGGGCAAAUUCUCUGUCCCACAGCACAUGUGCUCGGCUCAUCCACAGCCAACUGCAGCCACGGGCAUUCUGGCUGGUGUUCAGCAAGCACCAGGGGAUCCAGCAGCUCCAGGGGCCYCUGUUCCAGCUGAAUUUAUCAGAGUCCAGGUGAACUGAUCUUCCAGAGAGCAGCAGGAAUUACGCARGGGCAGGACCAUUGUGUGAGGCUUGCCCAGCAGUGCAUUGCUGGCAUCUUUGCUGUGSUGGAAUGGGUUGGUAACUCCAAUGAAGGUCUUUCCCUUGCUCCCUGGCACAGUCCACUUGAAUUAUAUUUGCUUUAUAAUUUUUUUUACUUUUUGAUUUUGCUGGAGGAUGAGAACUGURUCGCCUCUGUGAACUUCUCAUCCUUUUGAAGUCUUUCUUUUUUGCUGCAUGCAGCAGCUGCCUUUUGCCACUGGAAUUCSAGUGCAUCAGCUCCCCAAGCCAAGGUAGGGACCUCAUUUGCAAAACACUGGAUGAAUGUGGGGUUUAACUAGGCUGCAGCAAUAAGCACUCCCAUUUAUACUACUUUUAUACAAGUGUGAUGUAGCUAGGACCCAAAAAAGAGAGGGAAUUGUAGGAGCCUUAAUUUAUAACUUAAGUGGAGGAAGACAGAUGUCUGUUUUACUUGUGUCUUUUCCUCUAGGAGUGUGGCUUGAAGGGGGCUUGUUACACCAAGCUGGGGCAAGAGGAUAGAUACAAAACACUUUUUUCUGCCCCAAAACACAGCUUUAAAAUGCUGAAGGUCCUUGUGAGCUGGAGUCUGAAUGCAUCAACACAUUGCCUUCAUCUUCUAAAGGCACCAGCUCAGCUWGUGUCACCAGCACUUGAUAAGGCAACCUCAAAUGCACAUGAAGCAGUGGGAGAYUCUUCAAUAAGGGAUUUUGGCCCCUUGUGCUUCAAAUGUUUGUUUWUAAAUCCAAGGAGCUGGGAGGAACAUUAACAGUGGGUCAGAAGAAUUAACUGGAAUGUAGCAGUGCUGCUGGGGGUGUUCACRCUGCUCAGCUUUAGAAAUCUCACCCACCAAUAUUAGCACAAGCUCUSUCUGUUUUCUUCAGAGCUGGUGGGCAGGUGUGUGGGAGAGGGGAGUUUUCAGUGAGAGAUUUGCAACAGGAUGCACUGUUUGGUGCUUGUGCUAUAAUGAAGGAGUUCGGUGUAGUUGCUGGGAUCUGAGCUUUAUUCCCAGCUCUGUGGCCCAUUGCACAGUGCCCAGGAGGAAUCUGGUUUUUCUGUGUCUGUAAAACAGCCAGCAUUUCAGCUGCUGCCCUUGACUCUAUUCGGAGUUUUGUUGUGCUUGAGAAACUCCAGCUCCAUGAAGCACAAAGUGUCAUUCCUGCUUUUGAAGAUGUUCCUGCUGUGCCUCACCUGUCCCCAGAAACUCAACAGCCCCGAGGCUCCUCCCUGCUCUCGGGGAGCYUGGCCAGGGGCAGCUCUGGCAGCUUCACGUUCCAAAGCAUGUCCCUGCCUCUUUCAUUUUGCCAUCAUCAGGGUGUGAAGAAGCCCCAUGUUGCCAUCCAGCUGCUUUAUUUAUUCAGCAGCCCCUCUGGACUGACUGCCACAGUCCCAUGUGACAUGCAGGGGCUUCCUUUUGGACAAGACYGAAGUGAAUACUGAGAAUUUACACCUCAGAUAAAUAAGACAGAAGUAAAAAGCUGUUCUUGCAAAGGUGUGCACCCCAGGCAGGGCUUUCAGCAAUUUGGGAACCAACGUGGCCCCCAGCUCCACUGUGGGAUCACAAGUAAACUCGAUUUCAUGGUCCUGUUUCUCCUUCUGACAACAAUUGCAUUGUUACAUUUUUAGUGUGAAGCAAGAGCAGGAUAAGGAGCUUGUUUGGAAUUUAAAAGCAUGUUUUUAAUACCAGGAAAGAAAUGCUAGAGAUAACAUUGAAAUGUUGAUACUCCACUCUCAUUAGUGCCUUGAUUUUCCUCCUUGUGAAAUCCUUGCCUGUAAAUCUAGGAAUUUUAUCACAGAUUUUUCCAGAAGGGCGAUAAGRAUUGACAGCAAUCACCAAUGUUGUGUGUCUCCUAACUGUGAAUUUGAAAUAAAUAAAAUCUGAAAG
Messenger RNA from Malurus melanocephalus (red-backed fairy wren), 3065 nucleotides. RefSeq names its product rhomboid domain containing 2 (gene RHBDD2). Gene Ontology annotation, cellular component: membrane. The record is from RefSeq and is a predicted model, not a curated record. Gene Ontology annotation, molecular function: serine-type endopeptidase activity. The coding region runs from base 20 to 1144 and encodes 374 amino acids. Lineage: Eukaryota; Metazoa; Chordata; Aves; Passeriformes; Maluridae. The transcript is spliced from 4 exons.